UCUGAACAUUGUCAAUAUGGUCCAUAAGAAUCGUUCAUCUCGCAAAUCCUGCCCCGUCAUUGAUGUCAGUCCCCUACGCAACUCAUUGUCUGCAUCGGCUAAUAAACAUGACUUAUCCACAAGUCCUCGUAUAGGCUAUACUCUGGAUGUACCUAACCGCCCAAUUGGAUCUACAUCGUCAUCAAAUCUUUGGUAUUACAAUGAUAUGAUCAAGAAUAAUCGUGAACAAUUCAACAGCUUACAUUUCUGUUGA
This is a messenger RNA of Musca vetustissima, 253 nucleotides long. RefSeq lists its product as uncharacterized. The record is from RefSeq and is a predicted model, not a curated record. Bases 17 to 253 code for a protein of 78 amino acids. NCBI's taxonomy places the organism in Eukaryota, Metazoa, Arthropoda, Insecta, Diptera, Muscidae. The transcript has a single exon.